AUGGGGAGGACAAGGCGGUCCAGAUCAUCUCAGACGUUGCGAAAGACUUGAAACCUCGGUACCACUUUGUGGGCAUGCAGGGCAUUGCGUACGAACGCGCCCCCUAUGCCAAUUUUGUCCCGCGCACACCCUUCCCCGUGACCCGAUUUGUGGGUCUGGCCAAAUAUGGAAAUAAGGUACGACGGAUCUCCAUCAGAGCUGUUGUAGGGGUUUGA
Molecule: messenger RNA, 215 nt
Organism: Sphaeroforma arctica JP610
Lineage: Eukaryota; Ichthyosporea; Ichthyophonida
Exons: 1
Source: RefSeq, a predicted model, not a curated record